AAUGCAGUGAAUGUAACCGAUUUGGCCACAACAAACGGACGUGCAAAAAGGACAAUGACCAAGCUGCAUGUGGGGGUGACACUCAGCCAGAAGCAAGAGCUGCAGGGGAUGAAACAGGGGGAGAAGCACCAGAUGCAGGGGAGGUUCCAGGUGGGGAGUUUGGAACUGGAGAGCAGGCCCCAACAGGAGAGUCUGGCGUACACCUAAGUGGAGCCUAUUCUGCAACAGAACAAGCCUCGGUUGAACAGCAAGGUGCAGGGGAACCCAGUCAUGACACUUCUACACAAGCUGCUCGAGCUGCUAAGAGAAAAGGAAAGAGGCCUGCUGGUCGAGAAGUCCCUUCGCGAUACAGGGACUGUUUGAGGAAACGAACAACGAACAAGUAGUGCAACAAAACAGAUGGAUGUAUAUUUUGUACCAUGUGCUUUUUGUUAAGGAACGUUUUUUGUUUUGGGCAACACAUGGAUAUAUUUUACUAGAUGCCCCAACUUUGUUGUGUUUAGAAGCGUACGGUGGUGUAUGUGCAAAUGUAAAUGGUUGGAAAUGUUAUUCUGAAUGGUUUUUAUUUGUGUAAAUGAAGUUCGUUUAUGAUUGUCUUUAAUUGUGCCAGAUUAUGGUUGUCUUUUAUUGUCAUACGCUUGAGUGAAAGUAUAAUAUCUCCUACGGCCCUCCAUGUAUUAGCAAUAAUCAAUCAUGGACCCUUUUGUUUUCUUAUAUGAUCAAUCAUGGACCCUAAUAUUUCAUUAUUAUAACAGACCUAGCCCCUAUGAAAAACAACCCAAUCAUCCUUGGCCCACAGUGUGGCCCAUAAAUAUCCGCCUACAACUCAUCCAGCCCCACUCAUCCAGUGUUUAACGCUUACAACUCAACUCAAAAAUUACAACCAAAAAUGGAAGGAGUAGCUGCACAAGUGGUUUGCGAUUGCGGAAUCCCAUGUCGCCUAGACAUUUCUUCAACGGAUAGGAACCCCACUCGAAGAUUUUACGCUUGUUCAAAGCGAACUAAUCAGUGUAAUUUUUUUGCCUGGCUAGAGAAUGACAUGCCUUACCAAAUGUCGGUGGUCCGAAACUUGAAACUUGACCUCCAUGUCAUGACUGUUGAACUGGAGGAGGCCAAAAGUUUGCUUGCUGCUAAAAAGGACGAGUUCCAGGGAUUGAAGGAGUCCCAUGAAAUGUACAUAGACGAAAAUCAGGGAUUGAAGGAGUCCAUUGAGAUGUAUCGCGAUGAAAAUGGAAUCUUGUUUGAGGAAAGCGGUCUACUUUUUAUGGAGAUAGACAUACUGAAGGGCCAGAUCAAGGACAUGGAGGUCAAGUGUGCAGACUUGGAGAGGUCAACCAGGAACAUGAAGUUUGGUUUUUGUGCUGCUUGUGCAGUUGCAGGAUGCAGUGUAGGCUUGCAUUGCAUGAGGAAAAAUUGAAUAAUUAUUAAAUGAUGUUGCUUCAUUAUUAUUAUGGGUUGUAAUGCUACAUAUUUUAAUUAAAUAAUUUUUAAUUUCAGACAGUGUUUUUUUAAUUAUGAUAGAGCAAUUAAUUAAAUAUGCUAGAGUAAUUAUUAAUGA
Messenger RNA from Mercurialis annua (annual mercury), 1558 nucleotides. RefSeq lists its product as uncharacterized. The transcript is spliced from 2 exons. The coding region runs from base 890 to 1417 and encodes 175 amino acids. The record is from RefSeq and is a predicted model, not a curated record. Gene Ontology annotation, molecular function: zinc ion binding. Lineage: Eukaryota; Viridiplantae; Streptophyta; Magnoliopsida; Malpighiales; Euphorbiaceae.